GCCAGCCUCAGUACGUGUUCGGUAAUUGAUGGAAGCAGAUCCUCAGGGCAGAAUAGUUAGUCAAAGUCAUGAAGCAAAUUGUGGUUCUCGGAGCGGGCGUGAACGGGUUGUGUGCGGCGGUUCAGCUGGCGGAACACUACUACAACGUGGCCAAUGUAACACUCAUCUCGGAAGACGUUACGCCCAACACGACGGGGGACGUCUCGGCCGGGCUGUGGGGACCGUACUACUGUGGGAACACGCCGGACCAUAAGAUUGUUCAAUGGUCCGCCGACACGCACGUGUUCUUCCACCAGCUGUGGCGAAACGGCCUCGCCGCUCGCAUCGGCGUCAGUCUACAGCCCUGCACCCGCCUCACGACCGAUCCCGCCGGUUAUCCGGACCCCGCCUGGCGAGACAACGUGUUUGGCUGCACAAAAGUACCGCAGUCCGAGCUGGACCGGCUAAGUUACGAGCACGGCCGCAAGUACACCGGCGGGUAUCACUUUGCCACGUUCACCUGCGAACCUUCCGGCCUGCUGCCGUACCUGUUCAACCGGUUCAUCAACGUGGGUGGGCGGUUUGUGCGAUCGCGGGUCGAGUGUCUGGACAGCUUGCUGCGGAGCCGGAAGGCGGACCUGGUGGUCAACUGUACGGGGUUGGGAUCGCUGGAGCUGGUGGGCGACAAGGAGGUGCUGCCGAUUCGGGGACAGGUGGCGCGGGUGUGCGCUCCUUGGGUGUUCGAGAUUCUGCUGGACGACAGCGAUGACGGAAAUUACGUUAUUCCCAACACCGAAACGGUCAUCCUCGGCGGAACGCACCAGAUGAACGACUUCAACCGGACGGUCAGCCAAGAGGACAGCAAGUUCAUCUUCGACGGGUGCGAGCGGAUGCUGCCCAGCCUCAAGUCGGCGCUGGUCGUCAACGAGCAGGUUGGCCUCAGGCCGGGCCGAAGUGCCGUGCGGCUGGAGCUGGAACAGUACCGAGCCGGAUCCCAAACGGUACCCGUUAUUCACAACUACGGCCACGGUGGCUGCGGCGUUACGCUCUGCUGGGGAUGCGGCAUCGAAGUAUUGGAACUUAGCAAAUCCCUCAACCUGGCCACCACAACGCGAUCCCGAUUAUAAACUGCCUUACUGCUUGUUGACUUUUGGAGUGUUCGGAUGAAUAAUUCUACGUCGUUAUUUUAGUGCAUAAUUUGUAGAUGUCAAUGUUUUCCAGUGUGUUUAGUUGCAUUUAGUUUGUAAAAUGAAAUCUUAUAGUGCGUAAUAAACCUUAACACGUAGAUAUCUGCUUACUAGUGAGAUAACAAA
Culex pipiens pallens (northern house mosquito) is the source of this 1292-nucleotide messenger RNA. RefSeq names its product D-aspartate oxidase-like. The record is from RefSeq and is a predicted model, not a curated record. Lineage: Eukaryota; Metazoa; Arthropoda; Insecta; Diptera; Culicidae. Gene Ontology annotation, molecular function: D-amino-acid oxidase activity; FAD binding. The transcript is spliced from 4 exons. Bases 69 to 1106 code for a protein of 345 amino acids.